Seriola aureovittata is the source of this 13171-nucleotide messenger RNA. RefSeq names its product golgin B1 (gene golgb1). NCBI's taxonomy places the organism in Eukaryota, Metazoa, Chordata, Actinopteri, Carangiformes, Carangidae. Gene Ontology annotation, cellular component: cis-Golgi network; endoplasmic reticulum-Golgi intermediate compartment; Golgi apparatus. The transcript is spliced from 20 exons. The record is from RefSeq and is a predicted model, not a curated record. Bases 1864 to 10812 code for a protein of 2982 amino acids.
GACAGUUUGUAGAGAAAUUUAUUUGGAUAGUAUAGUCUGAAGCCAGGAGGGCUUGACCCAUGGCUGAUUGGUACACUAACUGAACAAAGUUUACAGUUUGAAAUUAACAUCGAAACACCAUUGGAUCUCUUAGUUAUGACUCCUUUGUUACAACAAUCUUGCAAUAUACUUGAAAGCGUAAGUGUAUUAGUUGUAUUUAGCAGCUAUGAAUGCAGUUAAUAAUGGCAACAGCAUUGUUACAACUUGCUAAUGUGCUAUCAUUGAUUAAUAAAAAAGAAACAUAAAUAUGUCAGUGGUUAAAUUUCACUCUAAAUGCAUGAACAAUGAAAAUAUAUCUAUAAUACAAAAGUAAAAAUAAAAACUUCAUUAGUAAAUGCAGCUGUGGGUCACUUUAAAGCAAUAAUUCACUUUUUGUUUUUUCUCACAUCGACAUUCCAAGAAUGAUAAACAUCUGAUAUUAGUUGCCUCUGAAAUACAUUCAGCAGAAGUGUGAAAGAAGUGUGUUUCCUUCUGGCCUUAAAACUUGCAACAGAAGAAAUAGUUUCAGAAAAACAGAAAAACCACAGGAUGCAGCACCUCCACAGUUUACUGGUCUAGCCAGUGUGAUGGCUCAUCAUUCAUUCAUGUCUGAGCAGAAGAGGAACUGGCCAAUGUUUGCCAAAAAAAACAACAAAAAAAACACAUUACAGUACAAUUACAUAUUGUAUAUACUUCAAAGACACAGAUGUAAAAAAAUAAAUUUGGCUGUUAAUGCAAUGAUGUAUUCUUCAUUUAAUGUUCAAUCAAAAAUUCGAUCCUGCCCCUUCUCUAGUGCAAUAAUGUAGUUCUAAAUACAGUUUGCUUCCAUCAUAUUUUACUGUAGUUUGCAUUACUCUGUGACACUUUUGCAUAACAGUCAUAUAAACAGGUAUGAGGGAUGAAUGGCAGCGACAGGCUAUGUCUACCAAAUAGCCCGAAAUGUAGUUUCCAACAUUUUGGAAGAGCUUUUCCUGAUGAUAACAAAACAUAGAAUGUACAAAUAACAAUACAUAAAAAUAUAACACUAAUAAGACUAACAAUGUAACAAAUAGCUAUGUUUUAAGAGCUUAAAAAAGUAAAAAGCUAUAAUAUUUCAGACUUCAGUAAGGCCUCAUUUUCAUUGAUCAUCAAGCAUCAUUUAUGCUUCAUAUUCAGUUUCUAAAAGUUAACCCCCUCAGCUUUAGUCUACUGUUUGUUGCUGUCUCAUAUUGGCAUCUUGCCAAUAAAACACUGUCAGACAAAGUUAUAAUAUGUGAAGUCACUGUGGCUCCAUAUCAGAGCUCGUACAGAUCUCUCUGGCCCCACCAGUGACACUUUUCCUCUUCCCCCAGUGCAGAUGUCUGUAGAUGGAGUCAAACGCUGACACCGUGUAGCGUGCAAACAGGCUGGUCCACCUCACAGCCUCCACCAUCCACUGCACACUGCGUCCCACAAAGGCCACAAACACUGUGGUGUAGUGGAAGAGUAGCAGCAGACUCCUCCCCAGCUGCCUUCCAUGGUUAAUGAUCAGGUUGACUCUUUGGUCAUGUCCUGCCAUCGUUAUACUUCCUUCUGUGUUCUUCCAGAUGGUGAAGGGUCAAAUUAUAUGUAUUUUUAGUUGGUGCUCAUUUUUCGUUUCUUGUAGUGUAUAUAUUUAUACCGAUGCUCCCUAGAAUGGAUUCGAAGCAGGGAAAUUUGCAGACAGUCCCUUACAUACGCAGAUUCCUGCUGUCCAAUCAGUGCAGAGGAAGUUUUGUUUCCGGGAAUGUUUGGUGAUGUGGCUAUGCUCAGAAAUCCAUCCGAGGAAAAAUAUCAAAUAAAAACCAGAUACGUUUACCUGGGAAGCACUCGCACAGUGCCAUCUUUAUGUUGAGCCGUCUGGCCACAGUCCUCCAGGAGCUCUCUGGAGAGGAGGCCCCAGAUGGAGACCCACAGGGUAUGCUGGUGCCUCAGCUCCCUGCCAUUGAGGGCCAGGCUCCAGUGGAGUCUGAGGCACCUGAGGAGGCCAUGGAGAGGCUGGCUCACCUGGAACAACUGGUGGUCCAGCUGAAGGAGCUCAUUCGAGACAAAGACACCCAGCUUGUCCAAAAGGACACAGAGCUGACCAACAAAGAUGCACAGCUCAAGAAUGAAAAGGAAGAAGCCGAGGCUCGAUUCACCAAACUCAAACUGCAGGCCAAAGCUAAGAUGGCUUCACUCAACAAACAGAUAACUGAUUUGAAAGGAUCAGGAGGAGGCACACAGAGCCCAGACAGCUCUUUCACAGGAGCUGGUUCUGCAGUCGAGGAGGAGCUCCAAGAUCUGAAGAACAAGCUGAGCGAGGAGGAGGCCAACAGCAGGGAGCUGAAACUACAGCUCCAGGCCACCGAACAGCUCCUUCAAGAGAAGGAAUCUGCCCACGCUGAGCAGCUGCAGAAACUGCAGGCGGUGGUCUGUGAGAAGGACGUUCGUUUCCAGGAGCAGAUCCAGAAACAUGAAGAGGAGCUGAUGAAGGUCACAACACAGUCUCAGAAUGACGGCGAGCUUCAGCAGGCGCUGAACGCAGCCCAGAGACGUUGUGAAGAGCUUGAGGAGUCCUUAAAAUCUCGCUCCCAAGUGCUGGAAAUGCUGCAGCAGGAAGUGAGCAGUGCUGAUCAGCAAAAACAGAUCUUGACUGCUCAGUUCCGGCAGAUGGAGCAGGAGCUGGCCGAGGCCGUGAAGCUGAGGGAGGAGGAGAGGCAGCAGUGGGCCGAGCGGGCCGGCAGAGCUGACGUAGAACUCGCAGCCCUCCGAACCAGCCUGGAGGCUCAGGAAGGAGAGAGAGCGGAGGUGGCGGCGAGGCGGGAGAGCGAGCUGGUCUCCCUCAGAGAGGCUGGGCUUGUUAGUCAGGAGGCUCUGGAGAAGGAGAAGAUGGAAGUUGCCAGACUGGAGAGAGAAUUGGCUCUGAUGAAAGAGGCUGAGCUCGCAACCAUCCAAGCGAGCCAUGAUGCUUCAGAGAGAGACAGGGCAGAAAUGGCUCGGCUUGAAAGUGAACUCGUAUCUAUGAGAGAGGCAGCCGUUCAUGCCGGCCAGGACGCCUCAGAGAGGGAGAAGUCAGAAGUUGAUACACUAGAAAGAGAGCUGGCUUUGCUGAAAGAGGAGCAGGAGGAUGCCAAGAAGAAGAGUGAGACCUUGGCUGAAGUUUGGAGGCAUUUGCAAACUCUGGCUCUAGAUGAUGCACAAGCAGCAGAGGUAAACCCCGUCCCCGCUGACCUCUCCCUGCUCCUGGACACUGUGCAGUCGAUUGAGACCCAGCUGACAAGACUGAAAGACAAACGGAGUGAGAGUGAGGAACGUUGUGCAGAGCUCACCCACACCAUGGAAUCCCUUCAGGAACAACUUGACAGAAAAACGACAGACCAAGAGCAGGCCGCUACCAAGAUCCAGGAGUUGGAGCAGCAAAUUGUAACGUUGAGUGAAAGAGAUGAUGUGCCUGAACCGUCGGCACAGGAUUCAACUGACGCUGAAAAAGCAAACAUACUGGCACUGGAGCAGCAGCUACUAGAAAAAGACAGUGAGCUGGUUGCGUUGAGAGAAUCCCUCAGACUGGCUACAGACCAGAGCUCCAGUGAAGUCACAUCAAGUGAAACAUACGAUCAGACUCCAGACCAGGAUCAGGAUGCCAGUACAGCCCCCCAUGACAGUUCUGCAGCUCUUCCUGAACUAAUGGAGGAUACACAAGAAGAAGAGACUACUUUAGUGGCUGAGGACACCUCUGUCCUCUCCAUAUCUGCUGAUAACGAGAGCAGCCCAGAGCUUAUUGGACACCAGUGUGAGUCCCCAGAAGAAUCCAAAGGGACCUCCUCAGACGAGAUGGUAGCCAGUAGUGAUUCAGAGGUGGCCCACAGCAGCUGGACCCUCCUGGAAGCUGUGAAUCAAGAUGGAGGCCAGGAGUGGCCCUCCAUCCUGCAGGACUUUGGCCAGCUGCAGUUGCAGUCCUGGGAAGCGACGAGCAUGGAGCAGGAAACCUCCACAGUUCAAGUUGAGUCCUCCUCUGUCAUCAUCCGAGAGACAGUUCAGGUUCAUCUAACCCAACAGAGUUCUUCCUCCACAGACGCUAUCGUGCCCUCUGGACAGGUCUUUGCUCAGGCCUUAGCCGAGGAACUCCAGAGGAGGUACAGUGAACUUUUAGCAGAGCUGCAGAGGCUCAAAGAGGCAGCUGCAGAGUCACAGGAGAAAAUCAAGAGUCUGGAAGAAGAAACCCACUCCCUCACUGCUGCCAAAGAGGAGGCAGAGUCCCAGGCCAACAACUUUGCAGAGGAGCUCAAGUCAGUCAGAGUGGAGUUGAAUGAGGUUUCCCAGCAAAGUAGCUCAGUGGUGGAGAAGCACAGUGUUGAAAUGCAGCUUCUAGAAGAACAGCUGGACAUUUUGAACGCUGAAACUAAAGCCAAGGAGCAGAAGAUCCAGAGCCUGCAGAGCGACUUGGAAACAACCCACCUAGCUCUCUCUGAGCAGGAGGGUCAGGCCAGGAUGCUGAGUGCUCAGCUGGAGGACAGAGAACUCCUCUCUUCUGAGCUUGAAAGGAAGCUGCAAGAUGUGGAAAACAGCAUGUCGGAAUAUUCCCAGACGUCAGAUCUCAACAAUGAGUCUUUGUCACAGAAGGACUCAGAGAUCAGUGAGCUACAGCUUCGUCUCAGCCAGAAAGAGCAAGAGAUGAUGGAGCUCAACGACAGCAUGUCUGCUAAACUCCUUCAAGUAGAAGAGGAGAAGUUCCAGAUUGACCGUGAAGUCAAUAAACUGAGGGAGGAGAUAGUGGAACUUGAGAAAGUGAGAGAUGAGAAACAGGAAGCGAGCGGUGAAGACUCAGCUGCUCAUGUAGAUGAUGAACUCGGUAGCUUACGGAAGGAGAAAGGAGUGCUGCAGACACAACUAACAAACACAAAGAAGAAGCUGCAGGCUGCACUUGUGCAACGCAAAGAGCUCAUGAAGAAAGUUGCUGAUUUUGAGGCGGAAGCAAAAAAACGGAAAGAGCAAGAUGAGGUGGCAAAGGGAGAAAGUGCUGCAAAUAUUCCAGACGAAGAAAAAACUAGAGGACAGGAGAUUCAAGAAAUGGAGGCUAAACUGCUGGAGCUCGAGCAAGCUUUAAGAUCCAAAGAGGAAACAGUAGAAACUCUUGAGCAGAAAAUUAGCCAAAAAGAUCAAGUCAUAGAUGAGACGCUUGCCCUGAAUAAAAAGCUUAGUGAAGAAGCUGAAAACAGUCAGCACGCAUCAGACACCUCUUCUGAAACAACUGCGUUACAAUCCCAAGUGGCCUCUCUGGAAGUGGAGUGCGAAACGCUCCAGAAGAAGGUUCAGGAUGCUCAAGAAUCACGCAAGGACACCAUCCGCAAAGCGAAAGAGAAAGACAGACACCACCGGGAACAGCUGAAGCAGCAGAAAGAAGAAUACAGUGAGCUGAUGGAACGCUUUGAGGAGCGGAGCGGAGAAAGAGAAGUCCUUCUUACUAAGCUGAGAGAGCUGGAAGAAAAAGUGAGCAUAGAGAGAGAGGACCUGUCUCAUCAAGAGACCAAACAAGUGGCUGAAAACGUGGAGAAGCAAGCAGCAGCAGGGGAUUGGGUCCAGGAGGACUGGGUGGAUUUUACCACCUCUGAGCCUGAUUCAUCACAACCACAAACUAGUUAUCCGACUCAGCUUCCUGCAGAGCCGUCCGACGUCCACUCCGCACAAAUGGAGGAAUCUCUGAAAGCUCUCAGGGAGGAGAUCCAGACUGUGCGAGAGGCUAACACAGAGCUAGAGAAGCAGCUGCAGGAGACUCACGCCAAUCUGUCGCUGAAGGAGGCUGAAAUACUGGAGUUGGGCAAAGAGCUACAAGCGCUAAGAGAAAAGGAAAGACAGAUCGAUGCUCUCUCAGAGGAAAUUAAUGAUCUGAGAGAAAAGUAUCACCAAGCUGAGUCUUAUGCCGAAACCUUAAAAGCAGAGAUGGCAGCAUCUGCAGAUUCCUCAUCAUUCAUUGUAACUCUUCAGGCUGAGGUGGAAGACUUCAAGCAGUUCCUCGACAACAAGAACCACGAGAUAGUGGAGCUCAGUCAGCAGCUUAAUGAGCAGAACUCCUUCAUACACUCGAUGCAGGACACGGUGUCUCAGAAGGAUCAGUUAAUAACGUCUUUACAGGAAGAAUUAAAGGUUGAGCAGGAAAAAACCCAGAGGUUGGAGGUUGAGGUUCCACAGAAGCAAGAGGAAGAAAAAGACAGCGAGGCAAAGAUUCAGCAGCUUCAGCGAAAACUUCAGGCCGCUCUGAUCUCUCGCAAAGAGGUCCUCAAAGAAAAUAAGACCCAGAAGGAGCAACUAGCCUCAGCCGAGAAGCUCGUCGCUGAACUUCAGCAGAAAAUGAAGUCGGCAGAAGAUGAGCUGGAGAAGCUACGAGCGGAAAAACUAAAACUGAUCGAUGAGGUCGAUCGAACGUUACUGGAGAACCAAAGCCUUGGGUCAUCCUGCGAAAGCCUCAAACUGGCCAUGGAAGGCAUACUGAAUGAGAAAGAUGCUUGUAAGAGAGAAGCGGACUUGGCAAAAGAAGAGGCUUCCAGGGUGAGCAGAGAAUGGGAGGAAAAGGUUCAAGGCAUGAAGGAUGAGUACGAGACUUUGCUCAAGUCCUAUGAAAACGUGAGCGACGAGGCUGAGCGAGUGAGACGGGUUCUCGAAGCUGCCCGGCAGGAGAGACAGGAGUUAGCGUCCAGAGUGAGGACACACGAGGCUGCAAGGCAAGAGGCGGAGAGGCAGGCAGAGGAGGCGCAGAAAGAGGUGGAUACAGUGAAAGACAAGAUGAGAAAAUUUGCAAAAACAAAGCAGCAGAAGAUUCUGGAGUUAGAGGAGGAGAAUGAGAGACUGAGAGAAUUGCAGGAGAAGUCCGUAGUAAAACGAGAGGACAGGCGUCUGAAAGCUGAAGCUGAAAGACUUCAAGAAGAGCUGGGGGCUCUGAAAGCUGAGCUGAAUGCUACAGCAGCAGAGAGAGACUCUUUAGGGCAGGAGAUUGAAGAACUGAGGGAACAAGUUGCCCAAAUGGGAGAGAAAGAGGACAGUGAAACUCAAGCAACAACACUUACCUCUGCAGCUGUUGUAGAAGAGGUUGUCACUGCCCAGAAAUCUGACAUAAUCAUUACCAAAGCAGAGCCUGUGGAGAGUCGGUAUGAGGACAAAGAAAAACCCGUAACUCCAGAGGAGACUCCAGAUGACCAAAUAGUUGCAGUGUCUGCACCAGAAACACGUUUAGAGCCCACAGAGGAGAAAGAAAAGGAAGAAAUGACUGAAAGUGUUCAAAAUGUAUUAGAGGAUAAAAUAAAAGAGAUGGAGGCAGCUGUUAACUCAGAGAGGAAACUGUGGCAGGAGCGGGAGGCUGAGCUCAGUGCUGCUCUGGCCUCUCUGGAGCGAGACCUCCAGGAAAGUAAAGAGAGGCUGACUCUUGUGGCCUCUCUAGAGAAGUGCCUGCAAGAGGCCAAAGAGAGAGAAAAGAGCCUGAUUGAAGAGGGUUCGAGGAGGGAAACUCAGUUCAAAGAACUCCUCGGAAGCCUUGAAACUGAGAAAGACAACCUGGAGGAGCGUCUGAUGAACCAGUUGGCCCAACUCAACGGGAGCAUCGCCGGCUACCAGCAAGACACGGCAGACAACCGGGAGCAUCUGGCUGACCUUCAGCGGCAGGUGGAGAGGUUGGAGAGGGAGCGAGCUGAACUGGAAGCCGAGGCUCAGAGCGAAAGGGACCGGGCGUCCAGACUGGAAGAGGACAUGAGGCAAGCCCAGAGAGAAAGAGCUGAAGCUGAAGCAGAGUCUGGUAAGCAGCGGGAGCUGGAGCAGCAGCUGAGAUCUGCUCAGAGGGUCAGAGAAGGCAGCCAGAGCAGAGCACGUCAGCUGGAAGAACUGCUGAGGGAGAAGCAGCUGGAGGUCCGACAGCUGCAGAGGGACAGCAUCCAGUACCAGGAGAGGAUCAGUGAGCUGGGGAGGGAAGCUAAGGCACUACAGCUCGGCCACAAUGAGCUCAACAGCAAACUAGAACAAUCCCAGCUGGAGAGCUCCAAAACUCUAGAGGACCUGAAAAAGAGCGAGGCAGAGUUGACUAGCUGUAAAUCUCAACUGGAUGAGGUCCAGAAACUGUUCAGCGAGGCCUUAGCUGAGAAAACAACUUUAGAACAGAGCGCCCAGCAGAAAGAGUCCUCGAUGAAAGCCGAGGCAGAGCAAACCCUGGACUCUGUGAGAUUCAGACUGGGAGCUGAACUGAAGGAGAUGGAGCUGAGACUGGAGGAGGCCUACAGAGAACGGGAAAAGGAAGAGGAGGCCACCCUGGAGGCAAGAGAGAUCGCAGAGGGAGCUGAGAGACGAGCCCAGGAGAUGCAAGCGCGUCUAGACGAGUCUCUGGCCAGGUUAGCUGCCUUCUCACGCUGCAUGUCCUCACUGCAAGAUGACCGGGACAGGGUUUUGGACGAGACCCGGCAGUGGGAGACUCGCUUUAAUGAUGCUCUGCAGGGUAAGGAGGCUGAAGUCCGGGAGGCUGAAACACGAGCCAAGGAGGCGGCAGAACAGCUUCAGAAAGAAACUGCACUGAAAGAGGAACUUCAGCUUUCUGUGGACAGACUAGAAAAAGCAGACAAAGCCUGGCAGCUGAGACUGGAAGAAGAGGAAAAGAAAGUCAGAGAGAGUCAAGCUGCCUUCCAGGAGGAGAGGAGCAAGCUUCAAGAAACCACAGCUGAGUUGCAGUCUGCACAGAAUGAAGUCCAUACACUUACAGAUGAGCUGGAGGGUCUUCAUCACCGAGUCCAGGCUCUGGAGGAGGCUGUGGGUCGGCUGCAGGGUGAAGUCGACCGGGCCAGGACUGAGCUGAGGGAGAGGGAGGCGGAAGAGAGACGGCUGUGCCUGAACGUGGAGCAACUGGAGACAGACCUGCGGUCCUCUAAGGCCUUGACAGAGAGUCUGCAGACUGAGUUACAUGAGAAGGAAAGGAGAGAAGUGGAAAUGCUGGGGGAGAAGGAACAAGCUGUUGCUCAGGCUGCUGACGAGGCCAGAAAGGAGGCGGACAGUCGAGCACAAGAAGCUGAGGGGGAGCUGGAGCAGAGAAGAGGAGAAGUGCGGGACCUGGAAGAAAAACUGCGAAAGGCAGAGGAAGAGAGCAACAACCGAAAAACCAAACUGGACUCUUUCAUGAAGGCCAUGAGCUCCUUGCAGGAUGACAGAGACAGAGUCCUCAACAUGUACAAACAGCUGGAGGAGAAACACCUGCAGGUGAUGAUGGAGAAGGAUGGUCUGAUCCAGGAGGCGGCAGGGGAGAACAACAGCCUGAAGGAAGAGCUGCGCUCUCUGCUGGUCCAGAGAGACGACCUGUACGCUGAAAAGGCAAAGCUGUCCGCUCAGCUUCACGGCUAUCGUGAUGAACUUAACCAGGUCCUGAGCAUGAAGGACUCCCAACAUAAACAGCUUCUGGCAGCUCAGAGAGAACGGAUCACGUCUCUAGAAAGGGAGCGUGAGGAAUUGGAAAGUCAGUUAAAGAGUGUGAGUGGAGCCGGAGAGGCAGAAGUAGAAGCAGUGAAAGUGGAGAGGGAGACUCUUCGUCAGGCUGCUGAUAGUGGGACAGUAUCACAGGUGAUAGAUGCUCCUGGUGCAGAGGUGGAGAAGCUGAGGGAGCAGCUGCAGGCAGCAAGAGAGCAAGUAGAGACUUUAGAGGAGACUUUAUUAAGGGAGAGACAACAGCAGGACAGCAAGAGCAAAGAGCUAGCUGAGCUGCGAUGGGAGGGAGGUGUGAUGCGGACAGAGUCUGAGAGCGCCCAGGAGAGGGUGGCGGAGCUGGCCCGAGACCUGCUGGCUGUCGAGCAAAAGCUGCUAGAGGAGAAAGAAGCUUCGACGCAGCUGAGGUCAGAGAACCAGUCAUUCGCUAAAGCCAUGGCCUCCCUCCAGGACAGCAGGGAGCAGGCAGUAAACAAGGCCCAGGAACUGAGCCUGAAGCUGGAAGAGAUGAGCAAAGCAGGUGGCCCUGCAACUCAGAGCAGCCCCGGAGGCUCUACUGGAGAAGUGUGGGGCCUGAAGAAUGCACUACAAGCCCUUCAAAAUGACAGGGAGAGACUGCUGGAGCAGCUUCAAACACAAACGUCUGAGCUCAUGAAGCAGAAAUCGGAGCUGGCUCGGCUGGGAGCAGGAGAGCUGAUUAAAGUCAGCCAGGAGCUUUUUGAGGAGAAGAACAAGAACGAAGACAUGCUGGGUGUCAUAACACAGCUGGAGAAUGUGGUGCAAAUGGGCAAGCAGGAAACAGAGACACUCAGGCUGGAGCGAAUCGACUGGAUGGCUCAAGCAGAGCAGCUGAAGCAGCAGACCCUCGCCACACUCUCAGAGAGGGACCAACAACUGCGACAACUCACCGCUAUGCUGGAGGAAGCUCGUACUCACCAGCCUAAACUUCAGCAGGAACACUAUCAGAGAGAGAGCACAGACAAAGUGGACAGUCCUCCCGGAGCCCCACAGGAGCGAAGCAGCCUGCUAGACAGCCACGCCUACAUAGCUGAGGUCAAAGAGUUACAGCGGAGGCUAGAUGAAGAGACGCAGCAGAGGGUGGCUGCUGAGGAACAGCUGAUGGUCACACAGGACAGACUCAAACGCCACAGCCAGGCUAAAUGGCACAUUGAACAAGAAGGGGAUCACUCAGAGACUGCUGUCUUUAUCGAGCCGCCGGAAGGAGCUGUAACUCGAAUUCGGAGAGGUGGCCCGGGCUUGAUGCGGAUGCUCCGAGUGGCCUUCUGCUCUCGCCAACGUACCCCUCUGCUGCUCAGCCUCUAUCUGCUCACUGUGCACGUCCUGCUGCUGCUGUGUCUGGGCGGAUACCUCUGAAACCAGCUCCCCCUGACAAACCCUGAAAGAUAAGACACAUGAGAGAGAGAGAGAGGAGGGGAGAGAAAAUGGAAAUGUGACACUGACCUAACCCAAGCCAUCAAUAUGUUUUAUAUUGUUACUUGUAAUAAAUUAAAGGGUGGGAAGGUUAUUGUACACACACACACACACGCACACGCACAUGCACACACACACAUACACGCACUUUACAGGACUUAAACUGUUAUCCAAAGUAUAUAGAUUUAUCUAAGGAGCUGUUAUCAUUAAUUUUAUUCAUUUUGAUCUUGUGUGACUUUGAGUGUGUAUGACAGGUUUUUCCAACCUGAGAGGACAUAAGGGACAAACUAUAAAUUUUCCUCCUUUCCCUUUUACCUGCAGUUUAGGGGGGGGGGGGGGGGAGAGAUAAAGGCGAUUCGUAAUCAAAUAUUUUGGCAGAUGGUGCUGUUUGUGUGCCUUUAGAUUUGGAUAUAAAAGGGUUACUUUACUUUACUAAGUAAAAUUUUUUGGGAUGUUAGGGAAAUGUCCAAAAUGAGAGUGUUACCGUGUUACUGUUAGACCGUUAGACUGAUAAGACUGAUAUCUCUGUCUGUCUUCUAAAUAUAAGGCUAGCUUACUUAGCUUAGCUUAGUACAAAGAGUGGAAACAGGGGAAACAGCCAGCCUGGUUCUGUCAAAUGGUUACAAAAAAAGCACCUCUAAAUCUCACUAAUUAGCAGUUACCGUCUAAUUUGUGUAUUCCGUGUAAAACGACAAUUUGCCAGGGUAGCUGUUUCUCAUGGUGGAAAAUAACUAAGUACAUUUACUCAAGUACUGGAGUUACAUGUACUUUACUUGAGUAUUUCUAUUUCUAUUUCAUACUUCUACUCCACUACAUCUCAGAGGUAAAUAUUGUGCUUUUUAUUCCGUUACAUUCAUCCAACAGCUAUCACUACAUGUUACAUUAAAGACUGAGAUUUUAAAUGGAAAACAUAAGACACUGUAUUUUAAGAGUUUAAAAGUUCCAAACUUCUCAGAUGAUUUCAUUUAAAAAACGGUUUGAGGCCCAAACAGGAACAUGAUCCACAAUUUCACUGAAAACAGUGAAAGAUCAGAGAAUAUUCCAAAAACUGAAAACAGAUUUUUGUAUCACAAAUUUGUUUUUUGUUUUUUUCUUUCUUCUUUCCUGUCCCAUUAAUUAUGUCAUGACCCCUCAGAUUUAUCCGGUGACCCUUUGGAGGGGCCCGACCCCUAGGUAGGGAACCACUGGACUAAACUAACUGUGUGUAAAGCAGUUAAAACCAGCUCCACCUGGAGCAGCUACAACAGUAAAAUGCUACUUAAUGCAUCUGUAUUAGCAAUCUAAUAAAGUCAGAUAUAAUCAGAUAUGAGUCACAGGAGGAUGAGAGUUAUUCGUACAUUUUGCUGAUAAUACGGUACUUUUACUUAAGUUGAAAUGAAAGAGUACUUUCUUCCGUCCAACAGAUUUUCCCCAUUGCCCGUCCUUGUGCUAAGCUAACCGGCUGCUUCAUGUAGCCUGAUAUUUAACAGACAAACAUGAGCGUGGUGUGGAUCUUCUCAUCUAACUCUCACCGGAAAGGGAAUAAGUGCAUUUCCCAAAAAGUUGACCUGUUCUGUUAAGAUGGCUUGAGGUUCAGGACGUGGUGUUAUAGUCCAGUCUCUUCCUCCUCUACUCAUUUAAUGCACAAAAACGGAGCACAGUGCAAUUUCUGUUCUUACACAUUCCUCUUGUUGUUUUCAUUGUCUUUUACUGUCCUCUUAUAUAAAUCACAUUAUUUGUACAUAUGUACCUGUAUCAUCUAUGUCGGCUGGAUGUGGGUUUUCCCUCUUUCAUGUCCAGGAUGACUCCCUGUCCAUGCUUCUGUUGCACAGAUUUAGAUUUUACAGUUUGCUGUGUAGUUUUUAUGGCAGAUGAAGUUGCCUUAAGGUGCAAUGUAACCACAGUGUGGAUUCAUUCCAGAGGAGGAAGACUGCUGUUUUAAAAUGAUAUCCAUCCCAUUAUAGACUACUCUGAUGUAGCAUAAUUUAUUCAUCUUAAAUUGAGAUUGUCAAAUUCUCCACUAUCUACACUCUUGUUGAAUCACUCUGUACUCACGUCUUUCUAAAUUAAUGUUCUUCACAUCUUACACACAGCUGUAAAUAACUGUUUAAAAGGGCUGUAUAGAAAAAUAAAAUGUAAUUAAAAGUGUUGGUGGUUUAGAUCAGGGACCGAUCUUGUCAAGCAUUAAUUAUUUACUCAUCUAUGUGUCUAGAAAAAUAAUUCUUAAUUAAUUUUAGUUAAUUUUAAUUUCAAUUCAGCAAAUGGUAACACUGUUUUUCCUUUUAUCUGUGAAAUACUGAAGAAUAAACGGUUUAAUCACUGA